Cyprinus carpio (common carp) is the source of this 1774-nucleotide messenger RNA. RefSeq names its product PRA1 family protein 3-like. The record is from RefSeq and is a predicted model, not a curated record. Gene Ontology annotation, cellular component: membrane. Lineage: Eukaryota; Metazoa; Chordata; Actinopteri; Cypriniformes; Cyprinidae. Gene Ontology annotation, biological process: negative regulation of transport.
AGCCGAAGCGCAUCAUCGCGAGAGUGAGGAAGUGACAGGCUGUUUGCAUGUGAAGGGAGAAGCUGCUGGGAUCCGGUAAGUCUGAUUUAAUGGCUAAAGUGGAGCUCGCCCCUUUGAGAAACUGGGAUGAUGACUUCUACCCAGGCUUAGAGCGCUUCGGCAGACCAGACCCGCGAGAUCUGGCGAAAUGGAACAACAGAGUGGUCAGCAACCUUCUGUACUAUCAAACAAACUAUCUUCUACUGGCAAUCAGUGUAUUCCUGGUUGUAGGGUUCUUGAACCCUGUGAGCAUGUUCAUGGGUGCAGCAGUGGUCACUUCUGUCUUCAUUGGCUCUGUAUGGGCAGGGGAGAACAAGGCGAUCAUCAAAAAAUUCAAGGAGGAGAACCCUGCUUUGUUUGUAUUCCUGGUGAUGGUCGUGAGCUAUUUCCUCAUCUCGCUUUUUGGUGGAGUUAUGGUGUUCCUGCUUGGAAUCCUGCUGCCUCUUAUCUUGAUCUUUGCACAUGCAUCGUUUCGCCUAAGGAACAUGAAAAACAAACUGGAGAAUAAGAUGGAGAGUGCUGGACUCAAGAAAUCACCCAUGGGAAUCGUGCUUGAAGCACUGGGUCAACAAGAAGCGAACCUCAAUAAAAUUCAAGACUUUCUGGAGAGUAAACUCAAGGAGUGAACUCUUUCGACCGUGCCUUACUGAGCUUCUCACCAAUACAAAUCAGCUGGCACAAUUUGUGAAAUUCACUCCGUUUCUUCCAACAUCUUUCAUUUGCAAAGCAAAAAAUAUUUUUCUCAGUGUGUUUUUUCUAUAAUGGAAUGAAAAAAAUUAUUGUAUUGAAAAUGAGAGUGUUUUAUUAUGUUUGUUUACAUCUCAGGUCAAAUGUAAGAGGAUGCAAUUCAGAACGUCUUCCAAAGAAUUUUUUAUGACCUAUAGGGAAAUGUGUCAUAUGUGCAUAUUUAAAUUGUUAGUAUCCUCCUCUCCCAAAAUACAUUCAUUCAUAUAUUAAGACAAUUCAAAUUAUAAUAUGACGAGAUGUCAUACUUCUACAAAAGUCACUGUGUUUAACAGCAACUGGAAACUCCUGCUGUACUUAUAAUGAACUGUAUUUCUGUGUAGCAACCCUGGUCCCGGAGGCACCCCAACACUGCACAUUUUGCAUAUCUCCUUUCUCUGACACACCGAUUUCAGAUCUUGAAGUCUCUACUAAUGAGCCGAUGACCUGAAUCAGGUGUGUUUGAUUAAGGAUGCAUGCAGAAUGUGCAGUUUUGGGGUGCCUCCAGGACCAGGGUUGGGAACCAUUGCUUUGUAGAAUUGUUUACCUCUGUUUGUUGUUAUUGAUGUGAACUGUUCUUUGAAUAUUGAUAUCUUUUAUCACAUUGCUGAUGUAGCUGUGCUGUAAAAGCAAUAUGAGGGUUUUAGAUACUCAAUUUUUUGCAUCAUGCCUAAGAUCAUCCUUUUAAUUAAUGCUCAGACUUUCAUGUCUUAUUGCUUUCUUGUCACCUAUUAGGUUAAAUAACUCAGUUGAAUUUCAUGUGGCGGUAUCAACCUUAUUUUGCAAUGUGGAGAUAAGCUUUAUUCUAUUAAUGUGCUAUUUGCAUUACAAACCAGUGUGUUUAUGAUUAUAAUAACGUAAAAUAAUAACAAAUACCAAGUGGCAUAACCGACUGAUGGGUAAAAUAACUGGAGGUGAAUGACACCGGAAGCCACACACAUUCAAGUUACAAAUGCAUUUAUGUAAAAAAAUAAAAUAAAAUAAAGGUGGAUAUUAUUCAAUCUAUGCAAAA